AUGACCCUGUCAAAUAGAUUCUUUAUCUAAAGUUAUGAUAGGUUAUAGAAUAAGAUGCUGACUAGUUCAUUUCGAGUCAAGUUGGGAACGAUACACUACAACAACUGUGUUGUUGUAUUCUCGCAGGGAUCAACUUAUAGUGACUGACUAUAUCUAAGAUUCCUUUGAGUGGAUCUUAUUAAGGCAAACCAGUGGCAUUGGUAUAACUGGGCCUUAAGUUUCUUUUAGUCUAUUUGCAGGCCUUGAAAUCGAUCCCCAAAUACUUCUGAGAAUGGCCUGAAAGUGCACAAGAAAAACACUUCACCUAUGUGCUGUCGCUGUGCUGAGUAGAUAACUUCAUUUUCUGUUCACUAGUCUGUAACAGAUGUACUGUCAGUCUCAUUUUGAUCUUAGCCUUUGGAGGUGUGCUUACACUUAUACAGGGGUUGUCCUUAACCUUUGUCUUUCCAUGAAUCGCCUUUCCUCGUCAUGCUUUGCAGCCUGAAUCAGAUCACUCACGUUUGUAGUUUAUUUCAUCCGUGUGGCCAUGAAGUGCAUCCCUUGAAAAGCACAAUUUGAAUACGAAUUGAUCUGCAAGCUGCUUGGGUCAAAAGAUGAAUCAAAGAGAGAAAAAAGGGGUUCAAAAGGAACAAAAGACAGAAUGGAAAUGGUGGAAUUGCUUUCUGCGGGUGGCUGUCCUCUGUGGGUAGGUUCUGCAUGCGUUUCAGAAAAGGGGACACGGAGGUAAACUGAUGGUAAAGUCAUGCUUGUGCCUGGCUGUUGAACAGGGCUUCCAAGGUCAGGCUGUUGAGGUGAAGGUUAAAGGUGAAAGACUCUUGCUGAGAGGAAAGUUAAGGAGUAUGUAGGAUAUACCGUGUGGGGAUUUGAGGAUGGUCCUACAGUCAGACCUGUUUAUCAGUGUUAGAUGUGGCACAACUUACUGAAUACAGAUUGCAUAACAAGCUUCGUCAUUUUUCUGAGGUCUUGCCUACGUAGCUGUUUUUAUUGUUUUCUCUAUUUUCACCUGUCCAGCCGUCUCUUCAGCUGGGGACCCAAGUCUCUAGAACCCAAAUGCCAUCCAGUAGGAUGCUUGCUAGUUACAGUAUCACCUGUCUGGGCGAAAUGUCACAUCUUUAGUGUAGUUUUCUAGAUUUGUCUCGUUGCAAUAAAAAUCUGGUUGCUGGCAAAACUGCAGCUUUCCUAGAGAUAUUCAGGUCGUAAGAGUAGAAUCCUGUAUUCCAACCGCUACUGCUUUACUGUGGGCCCGUCGUCUUGACCAGAGCUCUAAAAGUCGAUUGAAAUCUCUCACGUUAUUCCAAGCUGCAGUGUUUCUAUUUUCUCCUGCUCUAGACUUUCCUUCACUGGUGUUAACGAGCACUGGAGUUCGAGCACGUGUUUUCUCUAAGGAGAAUAUCGUCCUGUUCUGAAGUUACGUGCCUUUGUUGCUCUAGAGAUGGCUGGAGAGGUUUGAGAACAGAGUGAAUGAGUGGCAUCACCUAUAUUAUCCUGUGUAUCUGCAUUCACUGUAAUGUAACCUAAUGGAAUUUAUCCCCCCAACUGUAGAGCAGCUGUGUACCUUAUUCCCCUCAGAUGAAGGCCUGACUAUUGACCUGAAGAAUUUCCGGAAACCUGGUGAAAAGACCUUCACCCAAAGAAGCCGCCUAUUUGUGGGGAAUCUGCCCCCAGAUAUUACGGAGGAAGAGAUGAGAAAGUUAUUUGAGAAGUAUGGGAAGGCAGGUGAAGUCUUCAUACACAAGGACAAAGGCUUUGGCUUUAUCAGGCUGGAAACUCGCACUCUGGCAGAGAUUGCAAAGGUGGAACUAGACAACAUGCCUCUACGUGGGAAACAGCUAAGAGUGCGUUUUGCAUGCCACAGCGCAUCGCUGACAGUCAGGAACCUGCCUCAGUUUGUGUCCAAUGAGCUCCUGGAGGAAGCCUUCUCUGUGUUUGGCCAGGUGGAAAGGGCUGUGGUUAUUGUGGAUGACAGAGGACGAUCCUCUGGGAAAGGCAUUGUGGAGUUCUCAGGGAAGCCUGCUGCUAGGAAAGCCCUGGAUAGAUGUAGUGAUGGGUCUUUCCUGCUAACUACGUUCCCUCGGCCUGUCACUGUGGAGCCCAUGGAUCAGUAUGAUGAUGAAGAGGGACUACCAGAGAAACUGGUCAUCAAAAACCAGCAGUAUCACAAGGAGCGAGAGCAACCUCCUCGAUUUGCACAGCCUGGCAGCUUUGAGUAUGAGUAUGCUAUGCGCUGGAAGGCUCUAAUAGAAAUGGAGAAGCAACAGCAAGAACAGGUAGACCGCAACAUCAAGGAAGCUCGAGAGAAGCUGGAAAUGGAGAUGGAAGCAGCUCGCCAUGAGCACCAAGUUAUGCUCAUGCGGCAAGACUUAAUGAGACGCCAGGAAGAACUGAGGAGAAUGGAGGAAUUGCAUAACCAAGAAGUACAAAAACGUAAACAAUUGGAACUCAGGCAAGAGGAGGAACGCAGGCGCCGUGAGGAGGAAAUGAGAAGGCAACAAGAAGAGAUGAUGAGACGCCAGCAAGAAGGCUUUAAAGGGAAUUUUGCUGAUGCGAGGGAGCCACCAGAUAUGCGAAUGGGGCAGAUGGGUAUGGGAGGUACCAUUGGCAUGAACAAUAGGGGAGCUAUGGGUGGUACCAACGUCCCAGCUGCUGCACCUCCUGCAGCUGGUCCUGGAGCUAUGAUACCUGAUGGAGCCAUGGGAAUGACUCCACCUCCGCCUGCGGAUCGUUUUGGCCAGGGCAGCGCAAUGGAAGGACUCGGAGCUAUGGGAGGGAACCCACCUGCCUUCAACAGAGGAAAUCCAGGGGGUGACUUUGGCCCUAAUAAGCGUCGCAGAUACUAACAGGAUUAAACUACCCCCUGCACACGCCCCAAAGAGGAAAGGAAUCUCAGCAGGCCAUACAGGGUUUCUACUCAGGGGGUGAUAUUCAAAAUAGUUCAUUAGGGCCUGCUUUGGUAAAGCCACUCUAGGACAAGGGGAGUGCAGUCUGACUGGUAAAAGGUUUUAGAAAAUUUCAUGUGGUGCAUUCCUAUAAUUUCAAUGUGAAAAAUGGAUUCUGAGAGGUUGCCAUGGUUGUUCAGUAACGGUAAGAUCUGGCAAGGACCUUAAUGCCUUGACCAUUCCGGGUUUCCUAUUUGCAGUCGGAGUCCUGAGACUAAACUAGAUACAAGCGGAGUAUGUCUUGGCAUUUUUUUUUUAGCGUAGUGAACCUUGCUUAAAGCACAGGCAAGUCUCUGAGGAACUAGGGCAGCAUCUGGGUACUUUGCAGUUCCCAUGACUCUGUAAAUUUAUAUAGCUCCAAAUGAUCCAUCAUGUAGUGAAUUGGGGAAAUUUUAUGUUCUUUUAUUUCUUUUCUUUCCUCUUAACCUGUAGUUAUUCUUUUUCUCUGGACCAUCUGUUUCUUUAAAGUAGUUGACCGUCAUGUGCAGCCUGAAUGGCUAGAAGGCUCUUGUUUGGAUGGAUUUUUUGAUAACGUGUUGUAUCGCUGUUUAUUUUUACUGGUAGUAAAGUACAAUCUAUUGGACAAAGAUACUGUAUCUCAUGCUGAAGAUUUAACUGAAACAAAUGUUUGUAUAAUCUUAACCUUGCCUGUCUUUUGUGUAGAAGUACUACAAGAUUUUUCAUUUAGUGUAAACUGUUUGAACACAAGCUGUAAUUGUCCCACUAACAAGUUUGAGUUUGUCUGAGGAAUGUUACAGGAAUGCAUUAUUAAAGUGGAUUUUAAGCCUUUUUUA
Molecule: messenger RNA, 3730 nt
Organism: Struthio camelus australis
Lineage: Eukaryota; Metazoa; Chordata; Aves; Struthioniformes; Struthionidae
Source: RefSeq, a predicted model, not a curated record